Acyrthosiphon pisum (pea aphid) is the source of this 1542-nucleotide messenger RNA. It is a transcript of the gene Nmdmc, whose product is annotated as NAD-dependent methylenetetrahydrofolate dehydrogenase. The coding region runs from base 347 to 1369 and encodes 340 amino acids. The record is from RefSeq and is a predicted model, not a curated record. Gene Ontology annotation, molecular function: methylenetetrahydrofolate dehydrogenase (NAD+) activity; methylenetetrahydrofolate dehydrogenase (NADP+) activity; methenyltetrahydrofolate cyclohydrolase activity. The transcript has 8 exons. Gene Ontology annotation, biological process: tetrahydrofolate interconversion. NCBI's taxonomy places the organism in Eukaryota, Metazoa, Arthropoda, Insecta, Hemiptera, Aphididae. Gene Ontology annotation, cellular component: mitochondrion.
GCCAAAUUCGCGAGCCACGAAUUCAAAGUUCGUACUACUUAAAAUAUGAUGUCCUAUAUAUAAUUUAUAUUACUUAAAUAUUAAUUAUUAUUCAUUAAUUUUAUCUUAGUUCGUGAAAUUGUCAUUUAUUGGCAUAUUAUUCCAUUAAUCAUGUACAAAUUAACUAAUUACAUUUUUAAAUUUACAUAAUUAUUUUAAUUCAUGAUUUGUAAAUCUUUGAGUAAAUGUAAUAAAAUAAUUGUUUUUCUAUAAAUAUGUAUGUAAUCCUACUUGAUAGCGUAAAGUGUUGACAGCUCAAUUGCUUAAUAAAUAAUUCUACUGACCUACUUUUAAAUAACAUUUUAAAAUGCAUACCAGGUAUUGGACUGGUGUCAAGUUGUUUGCAAAAAAAUUUCAUUCUUCCAGCAUCAGAUUAAACGCUACAGUAAUUGAUGGGAAGAGUAUUGCUAAUACUAUAUUAAAUGAACUACGCCAGGAGACUCAAGAAUGGGUUUUGAAAGGGAAUCGGGCCCCUCAUUUAGUAGCAGUGUUAGUUGGACAAAAUCCAGCUAGUAAAAUUUAUGUGACGAACAAAAUUAAAGCUGCUAAAGUUGUUGGUAUUGAAACAAAAACAAUGAAGUUCAGCGCAUCAACAAGUGAAAAUGAGCUUCUUGCCUGUAUUAAACGUUUAAAUCAUGAUGAAAAUGUUGAUGGAAUUUUAGUCCAGUUACCACUUCCUGAUCAUAUUACUGAACGAACAUUGUGUAAUGCUGUGGCACCACACAAGGAUGUUGAUGGUUUCAACAUUGUUAAUAUUGGAAGAUUUUGUUUGGAUAUGCAAUGUUUGGGACCAUGCACACCGUUGGGUGUUCAUGAGCUAAUUCGACGAACUGGAAUUCCUACUCUUGGUAAAAAUGCUGUUGUUUGUGGAAGAUCAAAAAAUGUUGGUAUGCCUAUUGCUAUGUUGCUCCAUGCAGAUAAUGCAGGUGAGACAUCAGCAAUGGAUGCAACAACAACAAUAUGUCAUCGAUAUACACCACCAGAUCAACUAGCUUUAUUUACUAAAACAGCUGAUAUUAUUGUAUCAGCAGCAGGUGUUCCAAAUUUAAUUCGUGCUGAUAUGGUUAAACCAGGAGCAGCCAUAAUUGAUGUAGGAAUAACCAGAGUGGAAGACCCGAAAACAUCUAAAUCAUAUCUAGUAGGAGAUGUUGACUUUGAAAAUGUGAAAGACGUUGCAGGAUACAUAACACCAGUCCCUGGAGGAGUUGGUCCAAUGACAGUGGCAAUGUUAAUGCGUAACACAAUUGCGGCUGCUAAAAAAACUGUGAUUUACAAUAUACUUGAUCCUGGUGCAGUGAUAUAUAAACAAGCGUCACAAAUAAAACCGUGAAUACAAAUCAAGCUAAAAACAAUUUUAUUAAUUGAUAUUUCAAGGAAUAUUUGUUCAGCUAUAGAUUUAAAAAAUUGUACCAGCAUGUGAUAAUAAAAAAUUAAGUUCAUCGAAAUAAGCUUUAAAAUAAAUUAUGUGUUACAAUUUUAUAAAUUAAAUAAUAUUAUAACAUA